Doryrhamphus excisus (bluestripe pipefish) is the source of this 2900-nucleotide messenger RNA. Lineage: Eukaryota; Metazoa; Chordata; Actinopteri; Syngnathiformes; Syngnathidae. The record is from RefSeq and is a predicted model, not a curated record.
ACCCCGGCCUUGUUGAUGUUGGGCCGGGAGAUCCGGACACCGGCGGAGAUGGCGUUUGGGAGGCCGCCAGACAGCCCAGAGGACCGCCCAGGACCCGAGUAUGCCCGGAAAUUGCAGGAGAAGGCUGGUAUGAGGCAGAAGAGGAACCAUGACGUGCGCAGCAAGGGACGUGACUUCCUGCAGGAGAGAUGGAGCAGUCAUUUCAUGAUGUCAUCAGAAAGGCCCUCCCCACACUUCAGCAAAGUGAAUUCCAGAAACUGUUCAGCCACUUGGAUGCCAUUGGUGUGCGGAGCGACACUGAUCUGCGGUUUGUUGCAGUAGAAGAUGUCAUAGAAGCUAUUCCACUUAUAGCUGCUAAAAGAACAGUGGACAUCAAGACCAGACUGCAAGCCAGCCAAGGACCUCCAUUAGCACCCCCAACUCUUCAAGCACAACUCCAGUCCACGUGCCAAUACAGAUCACUGGGUGGGUCUCAUCCUACCAAGUCCCAUGGGAAAAGAUGCCAGCAAGUUUAAGACAGUCUCUUGCACAGGGGUAGAAACCCAAGAAGGGAGCUAGAUUAGCAAUGAUAAGAAUCAUUGUGGAUUCAAUCCGGGAGGUGUGCUUGAAUCCAAAACUAAGCCAAUGUUCAGAAAUAGCCCAAAGAAUCUGUGAAAAGUACCCGGCAAGCUUUGCUGAGAUGUUUGAGGGAGAGGUUAUUGGAAAUGGUUAUUCCUCUUUGGAGUCUCAAAUAAAGGCCAGGGUUUACUAUGUCAAUCGUGACAACACACUGGUUAGAGUUAGGAAACCUAGACGUCGUUCAGCAGUCAUGGAUGACAGCCAGCCUGAAACAUCCAGCACACAGCCCACUACAUCUACAUGUGUGAAAAUAGAGAGCUACGGAUGCAUCAACUGGCAACCACUUGACCUCCCUGAAGGUGAGACACCGGCAUCUGCAGAAGCAAGGAGAGAAGAGACGGUGAGCCUUUUCUCAACAGAAGGUCCCCGGGCAGCAUACCGUGGCCGAGUGGAUGAGCUGAUGAAGAUGACAUACUACACCACCCAACGCUAUGCUAUCAACAGAAACCCUCCACCCAGCAUUGUGGAACUCAUGGAACAGUGGCCAUUUCUGUUCUUUUCAAGAUUCAUGUGUGCUCACUUUAGCACAUUGACAGGAAUUGAUGUUGACACCAGACUGCAGGAUUCCCUGAAUAGCAAAGGAAAGAAGCUGCUAUAUUUCUUUCAAAGUCAACUUACAAGGUGGCCAAAGGAUGUCAAGACAGUCCUGAAAGACAUCAGUGAGGUGGGCAACAUCAACCAUAGUGUUGCAUCUCUACUUGUCACAAUGGCCUACUUCAAAGAAAAAGAGGAUUCACUCUUUCUUCUGGCUGAUGUGACAACCACCUCAGCAGAUGCAGAAGCCAGUCUCUUACUCCCAAGCACACCAAGGUUGCUGGCACUUAGGGACUCUGUUCUGGAGGCGCACAAAUGGAUGCUGGUCAUACAUAUUCAGCCAGAGGACCUUCCUGACUUUUCCUCAGCAGCAGCUGUCCUAACGGCCUGCUACUAUGUUUUCAACAUAGAGUACCAGGAAGAGGCAACCAGUACUUUGGAGUUCAUUCAGAGAUGGCAGUGCCUGGUCUUGGAACCAUCAAGCUGUUUUGACGACCCUUCAUUUUCUGCUGAAGUCCUCGGCUACGUUCACACUGUAGGGAAUGAUGAGACAUUUUCUUAACCAAAGGAUUCCAUGUAGAAGAUGAAGAAGAAAUAGGGCUAUGGAUCUUUUGGAGGACCUGCUGUGAUGUCUGUUCCGAGGAGCAUGUUUCGCCUGACAAGAAGAUCUUUGGUCUACAUUGGUGAGCACCUUUAUCUUGCAUGGUAAGCCACGCAUUGAUGAUGUACAGGUCCAAACUACCUGUAUACGAAAACAACCAAUCACGUGGUACCUCGCUCCAUGUUUAUCUGGCCCGACCAACGCUACAGAAACAAAAAGGAUGAAGUUGAUGGCUCAAGUUGAUCACCGGCUCGCUCUCUUAGCUCUCCCUGUCCAUUCCCAGGUUCUGUUAAUGUUAUUGUGGUUGUUUCUGUCUUUUCUCUAUCCUGUCUCUGUCUGCCCCCUUUAGCAUGGACUCCCCAGGCUUUAUGAACAAACUAAAUUACAACCAGAACAGAAGGACUAUUUCAGACUCUCCCAUCUUAGAACAUAUCUGCAGGAUCUCGGCAGAUUAACUGUUCAGCCAAAAAUGAUUUUAUGCUCUGCUAAUGUCAACAGACAUUUCUUGUUUCAUCCCCAUUCAUAGACGGGCUUAUGGUUCCAGAUUGCUGACUCAUGGUUACAGUCCAUCACCACGUGAUGCCAUUCAAGUUGAAUUGUUGAUAUUUUGGAAUCUGUGGAUUCAACCAAAUAUGGGAAAACAGAUAGAGGCAUCCCUCAUUUAUUGCAGUUAAUAAUAUAUACUAUAUUGCUAAGUGAAUUUCCGCAAAGUAGGAUUCAAUAUUAUAAGCGGAUUAUUAUACAAAAACUGUUUCAGACUUUCUAAAUACUUUGAACAUCUAUAGAGCCCUGCAAUCAUUAAAUAACACCUCUACAAUUAUGGCUAACUUAUAUUAUUCUUUGUUUACACCACAUUACGCAGGCUACAGGAUCACUACAAAGACAUAAGACGGGCGCCGCUCGUAUGGGAAGCGACCGAGCUAGCUAGUUAGCUUCUCCAAUUUACUUAUUCUAAACUUAAGAAAGUGUUUCAAACGGAGUGGGGAAGAACUAAGAAACCAAUAACUUACCACUUCCACACGAAAAAUUAGGAUAAUUUUUUUUUCCACUUUAUCAUGUCAAACAUGCCACACUAUGUGCAGUGUGAAGAUGCAACAUAUGCAACAUAACAUUACUAGAAUACUGCAUAUAACUUGUCCUUCAUAGA